This is a messenger RNA of Antrostomus carolinensis (chuck-will's-widow), 1412 nucleotides long. RefSeq names its product N-alpha-acetyltransferase 35, NatC auxiliary subunit (gene NAA35). The transcript is spliced from 11 exons. The coding region runs from base 118 to 1134 and encodes 338 amino acids. Gene Ontology annotation, biological process: N-terminal peptidyl-methionine acetylation. Gene Ontology annotation, cellular component: NatC complex. The record is from RefSeq and is a predicted model, not a curated record. NCBI's taxonomy places the organism in Eukaryota, Metazoa, Chordata, Aves, Caprimulgiformes, Caprimulgidae.
AAUGUAACUUAGGAUUUUUUCUGUGAGUUUAGUGAGCAAUCACCGUGUGUUCUCUCAAGAUCCCUUUUACAGACAACUUUUCUGGUAGAUAACAAGAAGGUGUUUGGCACUCACCUCAUGCAAGACAUGGUAAAAGAUGCUUUAAGAUCUUUUGUCAGUCCUCCAGUACUUUCUCCAAAGUGUUGUCUUUAUAAUAAUCACCAAGCAAAGGACUACAUUGAUUCCUUUGUGACACAUUGCGUUCGGCCAUUCUGUAGUCUGAUUCAAAUCCAUGGACACAAUAGAGCUCGUCAGAGAGAUAAACUGGGUCACAUUCUUGAGGAAUUUGCCACUCUCCAGGAUGAGGCAGAGAAAGUAGAUGCAGCACUUCAUAGUAUGUUACUGAAGCAGGAACCUCAAAGGCAACAUUUGGCUUGCUUGGGCACCUGGGUCCUAUAUCAUAACCUUCGUAUUAUGAUACAGUAUCUUCUGAGUGGCUUUGAGUUGGAACUUUACAGUAUGCAUGAAUAUUACUACAUAUAUUGGUACCUAUCAGAGUUCCUCUAUGCCUGGUUGAUGUCAACUCUGAGCCGUGCUGACAGCUCUCAAAUGGCAGAGGAGAGGAUAAUGGAGGAACAACAGAAAGGCCGUAGUAGUAAGAAAACAAAGAAAAAGAAAAAAGUUCGGCCUCUCAGCAGAGAGAUCACCAUGAGUCAAGCAUACCAAAAUAUGUGUGCUGGGAUGUACAAGACAAUGAUUGCAUUUGACAUGGAUGGCAAAGUAAGAAAACCUAAGUUUGAACUGGAUAGUGAACAAGUUCGAUAUGAGCACAGGUUUGCUCCAUUCAACAGUGUUAUCACGCCACCCCCGGUGCACUACUUGCAGUUCAAAGAAAUGUCUGAUUUAAAUAAGUACACCCCACCUCCUCAGUCAUCAGAUCUCUACAUGGCAGCUAGCAAACACUUCCAGCAAGCUAAAAUGAUUCUUGAGAAUAUUCCUAAUCCAGACUAUGAGGUCAACCGAAUUCUGAAAGUUGCUAAACCCAAUAUUGUGGUCAUGAAGCUGCUGGCAGGAGGCCACAAAAAAGACUCUAAGGUUCCUCCAGAAUUUGACUUCUCCCCUCAUAAAUACUUUCCAGUUGUGAAGCUUGUUUGAAAAACAAGAGAUUAUUGUUAGGAUACCUGAAACAUAGUCUGUGUAUCAGAUACCUGCUGUAAGAUGGAAUAUCUAGUCUGCACCCAGACUGUGAGAGGGAUCUCCAGGAUAAAAGUACUGUUACAUGGAAUAUCUGUAGUCUGACUUUUUUUACGUUAUCUGAAUGACAGCUACUGUUUUGAAGUGGUCUAUAUAAAGUUUUAUGGGUGAAGCUGAUUUUAAUCAACUGUAUUGUUGGAGAAUGUUGUACCUUAAUUGAUUUUAUUAAAGAUUUAAUC